AUGCCUCAUCGUGAACCUUCCUUCACGGACAGACACCUGCAUCACCAUCAUCACCACCACCAUCAACAUCAUAGGAAGGAUGCAGCAUCGUUAUCGAGAAGAAAAUCGAAAGAUCAAGGCUCGACCACACCUACGAACGGACAUGGGACUGUGACGGAAGAAUCUGAACCUCUGGCUGGGGGUAGUAUGGAUGUUCAUGUGAGGGUACAUAGCCCGGAGCAGUUCUGGCAUGAACUCGAACUCAUAGUCAACAUACCCGACUCACCCACGCUAGCCCAAUUAGACGGUACUUUACGGAUGUUUGUGACUUUCUGUGCAGCUUACCAUGACAAAUACCUCACGUCUCCUUCUGACAUCCAACACGCUAUCGAACUAAUCUUAGAUUCCGAGUUGUUCACAUUUCACUAUGAAAGGAUGGUGGGAAUCAUCAUGUCGGAUGCUCAAGAAAAUACAAAUCCGCAUGAUCUGUACAUACUGUAUCAUGUAAUAUGGUAUUAUGGUCAGAGACAUCCGAGCUUAUUUAGAUCGCACCGAAAAUGGAGGAAGCUGUUACCCACUUUAGGUGAAGUGGUAGGAUUGGAAAUAGAUGAGCAAAACUUCGUGCUAGGUCUUCCCCCCAUCGAAGCGAGGUUACGACUCCCAGCGACUCACCUGAUGUACGAAGUGUGUCGAGUGCAAAAACUUACUUCGGAGGAAUUAUCCCAAUUCGACGAUACGUUUAUCGACCAUUUAUUCGAUCUGGUUGAACUCACCAGAGAUCUUCAGGACGAAAGGUUGAACUAUGCUGUUAUCAAGUUGAUCGUAGCACUCAAUGAACAAUUCAUGGUAGCUACUUUACCUUCGAAGAAUCAUCCUCACCCGACCACAAACAAUAAUCCGAUCGAUACAGGUGGAGAAGGCAACGGUAAUGAUUCCGUCAAGGUGUUCGACGAACCGAAAUCAUCCAAUCAGCUGUUACUGUCUCCAGAAUCGAUUAGUAAUCCAACUUUCCCUAAUAAUACCAGAAAUCACCAUCGUGCAAGAUCAGGUACGACCAUAUCGACGGCGUAUCAUCAUGAUCAUUCGGAAGAAGCGAAGAAGAAUAACAGAGUGUUGGUCGUCUUGAUGAGAAGGUUGGGAAGUAGUAAGACGUUUGGGGAGAAUAUGAUUUUUAUGCUGAAUAGAGCGGAAAACACCCCAGACGACCUAUGCAUGCAGUUACUCAUCCUCAAAAUACUGUAUCUCCUAUUCACUACUCCUGGUACGCAAGAAUACUUCUUCACUAAUGACCUGCGAGUACUGCUGGAUGUGUUCAUAAGAGAGUUGGUGGAUCUUCCAGAAGAGUGCGAAGCUCUUCGUCAUACAUAUCUUCGAGUUCUUUAUCCUCUUCUGAAUCACACUCAGCUACGCUCCGAUCCAUACAAACGACCUCAAAUCAAACUAGUCUUGAACUCGCUGAUCGCGAACAAUCAUAUCAAAGAAGUCAACGCGACUACCACUAGAUUAGUCGAGCGAUGUAUGAGCGAACAGAGGAAGCUGGAGCGUAGUCAUAGCGCUGAGAAUCUUCGUAAUGCUGUUCGUCAAGAAUCAACUUCAUCGACUAUAUCCCUCGACUCCCUUCAAACCGCUUUACCUCCCAAUUGUACGGGUAAAAAUAAUACAUCUAUAUACACCUCUCGCGAUCCCGUUCGACAAUCUUCCUUGAAUGAUAUAUCAGCUUCGUUGACUAUAACAGGUAAAGAUCGACCCUCAUCUCAGGCAUCCACAUAUGAUCGAUCGGACACUGCUACUCCGCCUCCUCCCGGUGCAGGGGCACCAUCAUCACCCGGCAAAAGCGGGAUUAUGAGGAGGAAACCACCUUUGCCACCUAAACAUCGUAAAUUCUCUAACGCAUCUUGGACAAGUUUCGAUUCUGACAAAGAAGACCCUCAAGGGGUGAUAUCUUCAUCACCACUUUCGACUAGUGGGAUAUUACCUGACAAGGAGAAGAACAUCAAGAUACCACCGCCUAUCAUUGAAAUCAAUCAUGUACCGAUUCAACAAGAAUCUGCUGAUACGGGAAAACACAGGGAGAGGGAACAAUCGGUGAAAAAUGGUUGGAUCACUUUUUCUGCUUAG
Molecule: messenger RNA, 2097 nt
Organism: Kwoniella botswanensis
Lineage: Eukaryota; Fungi; Basidiomycota; Tremellomycetes; Tremellales; Cryptococcaceae
Exons: 8
Coding region: 1-2097 (698 amino acids)
Biological process (GO): actin cortical patch assembly; endocytosis; actin cortical patch localization
Cellular component (GO): actin cortical patch
Molecular function (GO): Arp2/3 complex binding
Source: RefSeq, a predicted model, not a curated record